Molecule: messenger RNA, 1841 nt
Organism: Chrysemys picta bellii (western painted turtle)
Lineage: Eukaryota; Metazoa; Chordata; Testudines; Emydidae
Gene: TGIF1
Product: TGFB induced factor homeobox 1
Biological process (GO): negative regulation of transcription by RNA polymerase II
Molecular function (GO): DNA-binding transcription repressor activity, RNA polymerase II-specific; RNA polymerase II cis-regulatory region sequence-specific DNA binding
Source: RefSeq, a predicted model, not a curated record
AAACGCCUGGCUGGGAAGAAAGGCAGGAACCAGAAGGCGCAGAGGCUCUGCCUGCCCUGCACUGUCACAUCACACGCUCUGUUGUGUGUGUGUGAGUGAGUAUCCCUCUCCCUCCCCUCUGCUGACAACCGUCUCCGCAGCCAGAGAGGAGGAGGAGGAGGAGGCAAAGCGUCUAUUGCUCUCAGUUACUCUCUCACUCAUUGCUGAAAGGUGGGCGGAGGGUACCUUUCCCCCUGGUGCCUUUUCUCACGUUGACAAGCUGGGGCCCAGCACCGGAGAGGGGGGGAAAAAAGAACAAAGAAAGAAGAGGAGGGAAAGCACCAAAUCCGGACCAAACAUCCCAGGCAGAAGGAAGCUGUCAGCUCGCCGUGACACAACACAUAGCCCAUUGAAGCGCCCUGGGUAGCAGCUACGGCUGGGAAGGGAGCCCUCUGCCCGCCUUUCAAGUUGCAAAGCGAAGAUUGCUCCGCAAGCAAGAAAAGGCAACUUGAUUUGUGCGUGGGGUGCCCGUUGGGUAGCAAGCCUUGCCAGCUGGUGCAGUCCGGUGCUCGAGACCACGAUGAAAAGUAAAAAAGGUGUAGCUGCAAUAUCUGGCAGUGAGACGGAGGAGGAUGACACCAUGGAUGUCCCACUGGAUCUUUCCUCUUCCACUGCCUCAGGCAAACGGAGGAGACGUGGUAACCUGCCCAAGGAGUCAGUGCAGAUUCUUCGGGACUGGCUGUAUGAGCACCGAUACAAUGCCUAUCCAUCAGAGCAAGAAAAAGCACUAUUGUCCCGACAAACACACCUUUCUACACUACAGGUCUGCAACUGGUUUAUCAAUGCACGCCGCAGGCUUUUACCUGACAUGCUGAGGAAGGAUGGCAAGGAUCCAAAUCAAUUCACUAUCUCACGAAGAGGGACCAAGAUUUCUGAAGGCAGCCCAGUGGAGUCUUCCACAGGCACAAAAAACUACAUUCCACUGUUGGAAGAGAACUCAUUUCUUUCUGGUACCACAGGACUAAACAAGGCUGUCUCUUCUAAACCUUCUUCCCCAGGAUCUGUUUUGGCUCGACCUUCAGUGAUUUGCCAUACCACUGUAACUGCAUUGAAAGAUGCCCCUUUCCUUUUGUGCCAGCCAGCUGGUGUAGGCCCAACCACCGACCUGCAGCAGACAUCAGCUAGCAGAUUCACAGACAACACUCUUGAAUACCACGAGGAUGCUUCUAAACUGGGACCUGGUACAAAUGCACAAAGUGGCCUUUUCAACACUCCUCCUCCUACUCCACCAGACCUCAACCAAGAUUUUAGUGGAUUUCAGCUUCUGGUGGAUGUUGCACUCAAAAGGGCAGCAGAGAUGGAGUUGCAGGCAAAACUUAUGGCCUAAUUCCCCCUUUUUUUUCAGGCAGGAAUUUAACACAUAUGUGAUUAUUGCUGCCCAUGUGAUAUCAAAAGACUAACUGCAUUUUUUAUUAUUAUUAUUAAUCUUAUUUGCACAAGGGAUUGCUGAAAUGAAGCUUCCUGUCACUGAGGUGGUCUUCAGUGAAAUAUGGUCAUUCCAAGAAUUAUAAACUUAAAGCUACUGUAGAAACAAAAGGUGUUUUUGUUUGUUUGUUUGUUUGUUUUUAUGUUUCUUAGUAGGUUUUUCAUAAUGUGAGAUGGUUCCCAAGAUCAUGUGAUUUUUGUUUUUGUUUCUUUCAGACUGUGCAAUAUCUAGUAAUGAUGUAGACUUCUUAUCAUUCCCGUGUGGAACAGAAUAUACCGACAUGCUGUCUCAAACAAAUGUUCAGUUUUUUUAAACAAUAUGAACCUGGAUGAUUAUGCUUUUUUUCCACGAUGUAAUAAAAUAUUUUCUUUAAAAA